AUGGCUUCGGGCCCAUGUGUCGAGCCUUGCGCGAAUCCUCCAAUGCAAGAGGUGCAAAUCGAAGAGCAGAUCGUUGAGGUUCCCACGGUGUUGUAUCAGGAAAAAGUGGUGGAGGUGCCCAAGAUACAGGAGACGAUCCUUCUAAAGCAAGUUCCGCGGGUUGAGGUGCAGGAAGUGACCAAGGAAGUGGCGAGACCAGUCUACGAGGUCACUGAGAAGAUCGUAGAAGUACCCCACGUCUUGAUACAGGAGCGGAUCGAGGAGGUUCCGAAGAUCGAGUAUGUGAACCUGGUGAAACAGAUCCCCAAAACUCAAGUGAGGGAGGUGCAAAAGCAGGUCGGUGUGCCGGUCUACCAGUGCCGGGAACGAGUGGUCGAGGUUCCCACUGCAAUGGUUGCUGAGCAGAUGGUCGAGGUCCCCCAAGUUCAUGUCGAGGAGCUUGUGAAGGAAGUGCCGCGACCGGAGGUGCAAGUCGUGGCGAAGCCCAUUGAAAAACCAGUCAACGAGUAUGUGGAGAGGGUUGUGGAGAUUCCACAUACGACGAUUCAGGAAUGCAUCGUCGAGGUGCCGAAGGUAGAAGUGCACGAGCUGGUGAAGCAGGUUCCUCGGCAUGAGGUCCAAGUGGUCGACAAGCAGGUGGAGACGGUGGAAGUUCAGUAUGUGGAAAAGGUUGUGGAGGUUCCGCACAUCAUCUACGAGGAGAAGAUCGUGGAAGUGCCCACCGUAGAAGUUCGCGAGGUGAUAAAGCAGGUUUCCAAGCCCGAGGUGAAGUACAUCGAGAAGCGGGUCCCCAAAAAGAUCGUCAAGUACGUGGAGAAGGUUGUGGAGGUUCCGCAGGUCAUCUAUGAGGAGCGAGCGAUAGAGGUCCCGGAAGUCAUCAAUGUGGAGGCUGUAACGCAGGUGCCUCGACCACACGUCCAGUACGUCAAGAAGGAGGUUCCCAAGGUUGUUCUGCAACCACAGGAGAAGGUCGUUGAGGUGCCUGUGACACUGACGCAGGAGCGCCCUGUCGAAGUGCCCCAGGUCCAGAUUGCAGAAUUGAUGGUGCAGGUGCCCAAACCUGAGGUAGAGAUGGUGGACAAAGAGGUGCCGAAACUGAUCCUUCAGCCAGAGGAAAGAAUAGUUGAAGUUCCCCAGGUCUUCUACGAGGAGAGAUUACGGCACGUGCCACAAGUUCAGAUAGCUCAGGCAGUGAAGGAGGUGCCGAACUAUCAGAAGCAAGUUGUGCAGAAGCACGUGCCCAAGAUCGUUGAGACCAAGGUGGUCGAGAAGGUCGUACCGGUGCCAGUGAACUUGGUUCGAGAGACUGCUGUGGAGGUCCCAAAGGUGGUGCAGCACGAAGUGAUUCGACAGCAAGCUUCUGGUCCAAUGCAGCAGAGGAUCAUCCAGACAGGCCGGCAGUAUCAGCGAACCGCGACGAAGGAGGAAGUCGUUUCUGGAACGGCAGAAGCUGAGCAUGGAGGCAUUUAUGAAGCUCCUGUGGCUUCUGUGCGCCAGAUUGCUCUCCCGAGCCAUGAAGUGGAAGUUUCCGCCGUCGUCACGGAGCAUUCCGUGUCCAAUGAGGCCCCAGUGGUGACCACGGUGAACCUCGCACCCAACUAUCAGCAGGAGCCUGUUGGUCAAGCCAUUGGCCAGACUGGUUGGAUGUGCCAGACGGUCGGCCCCAGAAUGGUCCAGCCCGUCCAGACGGUCCAGCCCGCGACUUCUGGUUUCCUUCAGCUUCCAGGGGCGUGGCAAGAGGUCCGGCUUCUAGAGCAGGACCGCGGUGCUGCGCGUGCUGUCGCUACAUACACUGGCGCUGCACGUCUUGGCACUGCGGUACCUGGCCCCGUGACGGUCCUCGGAUCCCGCGAAGUAGCUGCGACUCCGCAGACACAGGUUGCAACUCAGGACUUGUCUGCGAUCACCACCUCGCGUUCACUGGAAGCGGUCUCUUGUGCCAACUGUGGAAACAUCUACAUGUCGGAUUCCAACUUCUGCCGGAAGUGUGGCCUUCCGCGACCUGGUCACGACCUCCAGGCCGAGCCCGUGGCAUCGGCACAGUCGACGCUGAUGACUCAGCCACUGCCCUUUCAGCGCUAG
Messenger RNA from Symbiodinium sp. CCMP2456, 2082 nucleotides. Lineage: Eukaryota; Dinophyceae; Suessiales; Symbiodiniaceae. The record is from the annotation of a GenBank genome assembly.